Molecule: messenger RNA, 2184 nt
Organism: Colletotrichum orchidophilum
Lineage: Eukaryota; Fungi; Ascomycota; Sordariomycetes; Glomerellales; Glomerellaceae
Exons: 3
Coding region: 1-2184 (727 amino acids)
Biological process (GO): maturation of SSU-rRNA from tricistronic rRNA transcript (SSU-rRNA, 5.8S rRNA, LSU-rRNA)
Cellular component (GO): nucleolus; small-subunit processome
Molecular function (GO): rRNA binding; U3 snoRNA binding
Source: RefSeq, a predicted model, not a curated record
AUGGGCCCAAGAGGUAGAGGUCGGGCCGGAUUCCGGGGAGGAGGAAGAGGAGGAGCCCGAGGUGGCGGUAGAGGAGGAGCAAGAGGUAGAGGAGGCGCGAGAGGCAGAGGUAGAGGAAGAGGAGGCAGAAGGUUUGAUACUGCGCGUCUGGAAGAAAAGGAGUCUUCGGAUGAUGAGUCUCAAGAAGAGUUGGACUCUGAGGCUGAGGAGGACUCUGAUAUCUCCAUGUCUGAUGAUGAGGACGAGGACGAGCAACCCAAAAACACCCGCCCUUAUAUGGCGCUCCUCCAAGGAUUCACGGAGUCUUCAGAGCCGAGUGCUAAAAGACGGAAGCUCGAAACUGGCAAGCCAGAAAGCACCGCCAAGGCUGAGUCUGAAUCUGAAUCUGAUGAUGAUGAGAUCGAGGAGGAAGACAAGGAUGUCGAUAGGGUCGAGGAAGCUGAAGACCCAACGGCUGAUCUGGAGGAGGAAGCGGAGCAGAGCGACGAUGAAGACGACGUUGAUGCCUCAGAUCCGUUCGACAGCCACUUCACGACCCCUGAUGAAGAGAUGACAGCGAAGAGAGUCAAGGCGAUUCAGAAGAAUGAGUGGACUUUCAAGCGGACAAUGUCCAAGGUUUCGAAAGCUGUGGUGACAUUCCCUCAAGUGGAGGGAUCAGAAGCCCCGCCGAUUCUCUCACCUAUUUCCAGCUUGGAUAGCCUCAAGCUGAAGCAGAAGCUGCGGGAGACCGCCUCUAAAAAGAUGGCCUCGCUCGACAUGCUGCAGCGAGCCAUCGCCCCGACGAUAUUCAACUACAAUGACCUGUUGUACGAUAAUCGAAACACUCAAAACUCCAACGGUUUACGGCAGCUUGUGUGCUUACACGCCGUCAACCACGUCUUCAAGACCCGAGACAGAGUCAUCAAGAACAACUACAAACUCUCAAGGGAAGAGAAUGCCGAUCUCGAGCUCAGAGACCAGGGUUUCACCCGCCCCAAGAUCUUAUUUAUUCUGCCGACCAGACAGUCCUGCUUGAAGAUUGUGAAUACAAUUGAGGAGAUCUGCGCGCCGGACCAGCGGGAAAAUAGAAAGCGGUUCGACGAGGCGUACACCGAUGAGGACGCCAGGUUCGGGGAAGACAAGCCCUCCGACUUCCGCGAACUAUUUGAGGGCAACGACGACGACAUGUUCCGGAUUGGCAUGAAGUUCACGCGCAAGACGGUCAAGUACUUUUCGCAGUUUUACAACUCGGACAUACUCCUCGCCAGUCCCCUGGGUCUCCGCAUGGCCAUAGGCUCCGACGAAGACAAGAAGAAGAUGGACUACGACUUCCUCAGCUCCAUCGAGAUGGUCGUCGUCGACCAGGCCGACGCUCAGCUGAUGCAGAACUGGGAGCACGUCGAGUACAUUUUUGAGCACAUGAACCUCCAACCCAAGGACGCCCACGGCUGCGACUUUGGCCGCGUGCGCAGCUGGUACCUGGACGACCAGGCAAAGUACUUCCGCCAGACCAUUGUCCUUUCGGGCUUCAACACCCCGGAGCUCACCGAGCUUUUCCGCACGCAGUGCCACAACUGGGCCGGCAAGGUCCGCUUCCAGGCAGACUACCCCGGCGUCCUCACGCAGCUCGGUCUCAAGGCCCGCCAGACCUUUUCCCGCUUCGAGUGCCGCUCCAUCGACAAGGAGCCGGACGCGCGCUUCGACUACUUCGUCUCAGCCAUCCUCCCGUCCCUCAUCAAGCGCGCAAAGGACACCUCGGGCACGCUCAUAUUCAUCCCCUCGUACCUCGACUUCGUCCGCGUGCGCAACUACUUCGCCGCCAACCCGGCCGUCGCCGCCCUCUCCUUUGGCACCAUCUCCGAGUACGCCGACGUCCCCGAGGCCUCGCGCGCCCGCUCGCACUUUUUGACGGGCCGGCACAAGGUGCUCUUGUACACGGAGCGAGCGCACCACUUCCGGCGCACGCAGAUCCGCGGCGUCCAGCGCGUCAUCAUGUAUAGCCUGCCGGACAACCCAAUCUUCUAUCGCGAGAUCGCGGGCGAGUAUCUCGCCCGCAGCGAGCAGGACAUGAAGCUGGAGCCCGGACAGGGCAGCGUGCGCGUCAUGUUCUCCAAGUACGAUGUCAUGAAGCUAGAGCGUGUUGUCGGCACGCAGCGUGUAGGCAAGAUGAUUCAGGAGAAGGGCGAUACCUUUGAUUUUGUAUAA